AUGGCAGACCAGUGUACCCUGCGUCUGAUGCGUGAGUUGAAUGCGCUCGAGAAAAGCGACCAACUGGCCAUGACCGUGCACUACAAAGAAGGCAAUGUACGUGAGAUCAGCGCCUUGAUUCUGGGCCCUCCGGGCACGCCCUAUGCCCUCGGCUUCUAUGAGUUCGCCUUCUCUGUUCCCGGGAACUACCCUGCAAGUGCACCCACGGUGCUUAUUCGGACCACAAACCAGGGCAGGACUCGCUUUGGCCCAAAUCUCUAUGCCAGCGGCAAAGUCUGCCUUUCGAUUAUAGGAACCUGGCACGGAUCUCGUGGCGAAGAGUGGUCGCCUGCUCAGGGACUAGAAUCGGUGCUGCUGUCGAUCCAAAGCCUGCUGUCCGCCACACCUUAUUUUAAUGAACCGGGAUAUGAGAAUCAUAAUAAGGAGAGCGAUCAGGAAAACAUCGAGCUUUACAAUUCCAAGAUCCGGCACGAGAAUCUAAGACUGGCGGUAAUCAGGCCACUGGAAGAAGCUCUUGGUUUGGUACCUCCGGAAACCCGAGCCGUGAAUCGGCCCAGGCCCAACCGUCCACCGGCGAACGACCUUGACGAAGGUCAGCAAGUUCACCAAGAGGAAAUGUCAAAGACUGGUGCCUUUGAUGAUUACCGCAAGCAGCGAUUCUUGUGGUACCUAGAGUUGUACAAGCAGGCGGUUCAGGAAGGCCUUCAGAAAGAAGUCUCCAGACAGGGAACCAAUUUCCCAUCCUUGCCCUUCGAAUUCGGAAGCAAUGCGAUGAGGGGUGAGUGGAACUACCCCGAUCUCGAACAGCGAAUGAAUGUGCUCGAAGCCAAGAUCAUGGAGGAGACUCAUCAGUGGCCAAUGGAAGGCAUGAAACUUGCUGAAAAGGAUGCUGGAAUUGCCGUGAACUUGCAUGGCCAGCAUGAACAGACCGUGGCAGGACUCAGGCGCCGCGGCGACGCCAUGAUGGACCUGACCCUGGUGGACAAUAACCCAUUCUUGUGGAAACUCGUUUACUUCGGCCGUCCCAUGACCCAGUACGAUGGAGGUGUCCUCAUCAUCAAAAUCUACAUCAGUCCUCGCCAUCCACUCGAGCAGCCACGAGUGUUUGUCGAAACACCUCUCUUUCACGUGCGUUUAUCCACCAAGAAGGUGUUGAUCUACCUCCCUGCACGAGCCGAAGAGAUGAGUCGUCACGUCGAAGGCAUCAUCGCCUCGCUCGAAGAUGAAUCCCCGCCUUACAAUCCGCUCAUGACAGUUAACCCAGAAGCGACCAAGCUUUUCUGGGGUUCUAGGGAUCAGCAGCGGCAGUACCACCGCAAGCUUCGUCGGUCGGUUGAAGAGAGCAUUGAGUAA
Penicillium cinerascens is the source of this 1353-nucleotide messenger RNA. Its product is annotated as Ubiquitin-conjugating enzyme E2. The transcript has 8 exons. NCBI's taxonomy places the organism in Eukaryota, Fungi, Ascomycota, Eurotiomycetes, Eurotiales, Aspergillaceae. The record is from RefSeq and is a predicted model, not a curated record. Gene Ontology annotation, biological process: negative regulation of apoptotic process. Gene Ontology annotation, molecular function: cysteine-type endopeptidase inhibitor activity; ubiquitin conjugating enzyme activity. Gene Ontology annotation, cellular component: nucleus. The coding region runs from base 1 to 1353 and encodes 450 amino acids.